Molecule: messenger RNA, 650 nt
Organism: Nylanderia fulva
Lineage: Eukaryota; Metazoa; Arthropoda; Insecta; Hymenoptera; Formicidae
Source: RefSeq, a predicted model, not a curated record
UGCAUCGCACACUUGUAGGAGAAAAUAUAAUUGCGUUUAUAUUGUAUUACUAUGUGCUCAAAAGUAUGUGCAUUAUUAGUAGCAUUUGUUUACCUAUUUCUACGGUAUUAAAAAUUGGAUGUUACAAAAAGGAUCAUCGUCUGAUAGAUUCGGAGAGCAAGUGCUAUAACGAUAAUAAAAAAUGGUUUAAUCUAUAUCUGAAGCUAUUUAUCGUACUGUUUAUCUUAAUAGGCAUAAAAUGGCUUAUGUUAACAGCGGAAGUAUUAUCUGAAAAUGUAUCAAUUUUCAACUCGUAUGUUUUUGAUUUGCUGGACAUUAUGCACCUGUCAUAUGCACCUUUAUCAUAUUUCUGUGGAAAAAAAGGAUCAAGCACGUGUUAUUCAAGCGAUUCGGCUGCGGUUUGUUGUCACAAGCUCGAUCCGAAUCGAAUGCAACAUUGUCGAGCAUUAUUUCCACGUAAAAAGAUAUAUAUAUAUAGUCAUACAAGAGAAGAUGAGUUCUUCCGGACGAGCAUAAAGUCACACUGAUAUGACCGACCUUUAAUUUUUAUUUGAAAAUUAAAAUCAUGUUUAUUUAUAUGCUGAUCUUUAUGUUUAAGAUUAAUAAUUAUAAUUCAUACAUAUUUUCGGAUUUCGUAGCAAAAGCAUAUA